Molecule: messenger RNA, 2310 nt
Organism: Penaeus indicus
Lineage: Eukaryota; Metazoa; Arthropoda; Malacostraca; Decapoda; Penaeidae
Product: homeobox protein aristaless-like
Exons: 4
Coding region: 395-1702 (435 amino acids)
Biological process (GO): regulation of transcription by RNA polymerase II
Molecular function (GO): DNA-binding transcription factor activity, RNA polymerase II-specific; RNA polymerase II transcription regulatory region sequence-specific DNA binding
Source: RefSeq, a predicted model, not a curated record
UGCGUCCCGCGUGUGGGCGCCUUGUGGGCGCGCGCUCGCCGCGGGUGACUCCGCCCCCUCUGCAGGUCGGAGCGGGCCCGCCGCCUGCACUCAGUUGAUGCCCUGCAAUUACGGUGUGUCGGCGCGACCCGCGAAACGGAGAGUGUCGGACGCGGAGCCCGACUCCCCUGUGGCACGUGAUCUCCCGGACUCCUGGCACCCCCCCCCCCUCCCGCCACGCGCGACGCCACACCUCCUCCGCCGCAGCGAUCUCGGCUCCCAGCCCGGCAGCGGCCGCGACAGAGUGCGAAGGGCGCCGAUCGCCAGGUGGGCGGGGCGGCGAGUGCCAGGGCACGGAGCGAGUGCGAGUUGCGCGCGAGUGAGCAGUGCAAGUGGGAAUUGCUAAAGAAAGGUCAUGAUGGAGGUACCGAACCUGGUCGGGGGCGGCCCCCCCUGCAGCACCAGCGUCGGGGGCAUCAACACGGCCACCAUCUCCAGCAGCAUCUCCAGCAGCGGGGGCAUGACGAGCGGGGGGCGCACCGCCCCCUCCGUCUUCUCCAUCUCCGCUCUCGUCAACAGCAGCUCUCCUCCCGCGUCCACGCCAGCGUACCUCUCGAGCGGGCGCGCCUCCCCCGCGGCCUCUGCCAUGGGCGUGGGCGUCAAGUGCAGCGGCGCCGAGGGCCCGACGCCGCCCACGCCCUCGGCACCGCUGUCCGCGUGCUCGCCGCUCUCGCCGGGGCCGAAGGGCGCCCUUACGCCCACACCCGAGGAUGACCACAUCGAGCCCGAGGUGGACGUGACGGACGAGGGUGAGCUCGAGGGCGACAAGGGCGUGGGCGGCGAGGGCGGCAGCGAGGGCGCGGGCGGCGGCGACGGCGACGACUUCACGCCCAAGCGGAAGCAGCGGCGCUACAGGACCACCUUCACGUCGUUCCAGCUGGAGGAGCUCGAGAAGGCCUUCGCCAGGACGCACUACCCCGACGUGUUCACAAGAGAAGAAUUGGCGAUGAAGAUCGGCCUAACCGAAGCAAGGAUACAGGUGUGGUUCCAGAACCGCCGCGCCAAGUGGAGGAAGCAGGAGAAGGUGGGGCCCUCCACGCACCCCUACGGCGCCUUCCCGCCCUCGGCGCCCCUGCCCCUGCAGACGCCCGCGCUGCCGCCCACCAUCUCCAGCCCCUUCGCCGGCCUCGGCUACAUCCGCAAGCCGCCGUCCUUCGACUCGCCGGCCAUCCUGCCGCCGUCGGCGUCGCGGCUGCCGGCGUCGUACCUGCAGGCGGCGGCGGCGCAGCUGCUGCCGGGCGCCGGCUACCUGGCGGGCAUGUCGGGGCUGCGCGAGCUGCAGCAGUACCGCGCCGGCCUCGUGGCGCCGCCGCACUACCCGCCCUCAUUCACGCACCUGCUGGCCGGCCUCUCCUCCAGGCCCAAGCUGCCCGAGGCCGGCGACUACGCCGCCCUGCUGGCCUCCGUGCCCUCCCUGCAGCCGCCGCCCGUGGCUCCCGCGCCGCCCGUCACGCCCCCCGAGCCGCCGCACAGGAUGGGCGGCAGCGGCAGCUCUUCGGGCGCGCCGAGGUCCAGGGCCUCGCCGCCGCCGCCCGCCGCGCCGCCGUCGGGCGCGGUGGAGCAGGACCGCCGGGCGUCGUCCAUUGCCGAGCUGCGCCUACGCGCGCGCGAGCACGAACUGCGCCUGGAGAUGCUCAGGAAGCACGGCGACGUCGUCACGUGAUGGGCGCGGCAGACGGGAAUGAAAGCGAGGACAAGAAACGACCCGAUUUCCACUUGGUGUUCAAAGCCGAAGCCGCGAAGCCCCUUUGAACACCACAGUGCAUCACCUCAGCCGGCUCUGUCGCCGCCGCUGACGAAGGAGACAAACCCAUAAACAAUAGUGAUUAAUGAACCCAAUAAAAAGAUCCCCCCCCCCCAUCCCCGGCCACCGUGGAGGCCGAGGACAUUCGCCAGCAACUCCCUUCAGUGACUGCAUUGGUAGCUCGACUUUCCUCACACUUUAAUCGUUGAUCAGCGCUAUAGAAACCACACGUUAUUAUUAUGCUUAAGAGUGAGUCCGCAUCGCAAUAUCUAAACGACCUUUUUCUGUUUCCAUUUCUGUAACGACAAUUCCUGAUUUCCGUCAACCCUCUGUCAUUUUAGUUAUAUCUAAUUAAGAACGUAAGCCAUGCUAACAUUACUAACUUAGUGUAUGUACGCAGUAAGUACCUCAAAACUUAGAGAAUAAGACUUGUUACUAAAUCUGUAACGAUGGAAGUGAUUCGGAGUGUAACCGCCCCAUCGCGACGCAGAGUUGGGUCGGGUGGCGGCAUCUGGCAAGUAGUUUGU